Gloeophyllum trabeum ATCC 11539 is the source of this 1027-nucleotide messenger RNA. RefSeq lists its product as uncharacterized. The record is from RefSeq and is a predicted model, not a curated record. Bases 13 to 1002 code for a protein of 329 amino acids. Gene Ontology annotation, biological process: chromatin remodeling. The transcript is spliced from 6 exons. Lineage: Eukaryota; Fungi; Basidiomycota; Agaricomycetes; Gloeophyllales; Gloeophyllaceae.
CCUCCUACCACCAUGCAGGCAGACGGUGCCGUCCUACGCUAUCCAGAAAAUCUAGGGAUUCAUGUAAACCUGACGAUUGAAACCGCUUUGGCGAUGUUGCUCAAGUCGAUAUCUUUGGCGGAACGAAUGCCGUUUAGCUGGGGGUACAUCGACCGGCCACAAGACGGUCAAGUCUUCCUGAUUUACAUGCCGAACCCAGCGGUGUUUCCCAAUGACGGGAUUCGGUACCAGGACACCGAGUCGAAGGUGGUCAUGCCGGCGGGGCCAGGUCGCGAGCUGGAACUGGUCGAGAUCAAAUACGGGUUCAUUCCCAACUCGGGUGAACACGUCGCGUCGCGCCUGCGGAGACGCUACCGCCUACAGCGCGGCGGGAACCCAGGGCUCUGCAUUGUACAUUACACCCGCGGGCCGUCCAUGCCUGUCAACCCGUCGCUCGUGUCCCAACCCGUCCGUGCGUACCCCCUACGAACGAUCACCGAGCCCAACAUGUACGUCGCGGGCGAGAAGAUGCGGCAGCCAGCCUACCCGCCUGGGGCAGCCCCGGCGCCGGGCGUGAACUAUGCGGGCGGCAUCAGCAUCCCACCCGGCGCGAACCCGCAGGCACUCGUCGCGCAACAGCGCAGCCGCAUGGAGGCACUCGAGGGGAGGGGCGCGCGGGAACCGACGGCUGCUUUGGCCGGCGGAAGGCCGCCGCCUGUACGGGUUGAGGAUGAUGACUCAGGAGACGAAGGGGAUCAAAUCUCCACACGGGCGCUGGCUCUGGCUCGAUACCGCAGGAAUCACGAGUUGAUGAACGAGGUGUUCAUGUACGCUGCCUUUGGCGAGAAAAAGACACCACCGCCGCCUCCUUCGUAUUCUGCUCUCUUCACCAAGUCGGAGCUGGAAGAGAAAGCGGCCAAGCUCGUGGCGGAAGUAGAAGAGCUAAAGCAAAAAGAGAUCAGUAGACCCUCGUUCGAAGGGGACGUCUCUAUGGAAAGUGCAGGUGAACAUGCUGAGGCAUGAUGCACGAGCGCCACCGUGUCUGUCG